This is a messenger RNA of Rhinolophus ferrumequinum (greater horseshoe bat), 2371 nucleotides long. RefSeq names its product zinc finger protein 830 (gene ZNF830). Lineage: Eukaryota; Metazoa; Chordata; Mammalia; Chiroptera; Rhinolophidae. The transcript has a single exon. Gene Ontology annotation, biological process: nuclear DNA replication; mitotic DNA replication checkpoint signaling; mitotic DNA damage checkpoint signaling. Gene Ontology annotation, cellular component: nucleus; spliceosomal complex. Gene Ontology annotation, molecular function: nucleic acid binding; zinc ion binding. The coding region runs from base 50 to 1159 and encodes 369 amino acids. The record is from RefSeq and is a predicted model, not a curated record.
AAACAUCGCCGGGACGGAAGCCAGAAUCGCCUUGGGGCCGGUCGCAAAGAUGGCGUCCUCCGCCUCGGCUCGGUCUUCGGGCGGGAAGCGAGUGGUGAGUCAAGAUGAAUUGCGGCGGUUGAUGAAGGAGAAGCAGCGCCUGAGCACCAACCGGAAACGGAUAGACUCUCCACUUGCGAGGUACAACCGUUUGGGGCAGCUGAGUUGUGUGCUGUGUAACACCCCGGUUAAGAGCGAGCUCCUGUGGCCGACGCACGUCCUGGGAAAACAGCACCGAGAGAAAGUAGCCGGACUGAAAGAUGCGAAGGAAGCCACAGAGGGGCCAUCAACCAGCGCUGUGCCUCAGUCCACCAAGAGGAAGGCGCCGGACGCAGGUGGCCACGAUGCCAAAAGAGCGAAGGCCUCCGCGGUGCCGCAGGUGCAGCCCUCCACGUCCGCGGUGCCCACCAACGUUGACAAAACAGGAAAGGAGUCCACUAGAGCCGCUCUCGGUAAGGCUUCGGGACUCGGUUUACUCCCUGAUUAUGAAGAUGAGGAAGAGGAGGAGGAGGAAGGAGGAGAAAAGAAACGGGGGGACGCCAGCAAGCAGCCGCCUGACGCACAGGGCAAGGAACACUCACUUGCUUCCUCCCGGGAGGCAACAAGUAGUAUCCUGCCAAGCGAUUUCUCGACUGCAAAUCCUCCCAAGGCCCCUUUAAUUCCUCAUUCAGGGUCAAUUGAGAAAGCAGAAAUACACGAAAAAGUCGUGGAAAGGAGAGAAAACACCGCGGAAGCAUUACCAGAAGGGUUUUUUGACGACCCUGAGAUAGAUGCGAAGGUACGAAAGGUUGAUGCCCCAAAGGAUCAGAUGGACAAAGAGUGGGACGAAUUUCAAAAAGCCAUGAGACAGGUCAACACUAUUUCCGAAGCCAUAGUUGCUGAAGAGGAUGAGGAGGGACGGUUGGACCGGCAGAUUGGGGAGAUCGAUGAACAGAUAGAGUGUUACCGUCGGGUGGAGAACCUGCGGAAUCGCCAGGAUGAAAUAAAAAAUAAACUGAAGGAGGUUCUAACCAUAAAAGAACUGCAGAAAAAGGAAGAAGAGAAUGUUGACAGCGACGAUGAGGGAGAACUGCAGGAUUUAUUGUCUCAGGAUUGGAGGGUGAAAGGGGCUUUGUUAUAGGGUUUCAAGGACCCAAGAUUUCUAACACUCUGCGAUUGGAUAACAGUGUUUCUCUAUUGGUUACUCCAUAAAGGUUUGAUAACUUGGUUGUUGUGGUAUAGUGAGCACUUUGGAAAAUUCAUGUAAAAUGUUUCUGAGGUAAAGUUGUUUUGAAAUUUUUGAAGUAAAUGCUAAAAUGCCAACUUUUUCACAUGUUUACGGAUUUAAAUGUAUAAUUUUUUGGGUUGGAAAAUUUGUGAGCUGUAAAUAUUGUACAUAGUUAAAUAUAUAUUGACUUAAGUAAUUCUGUUUGUAAAUUUAUAAUGGGAGUAAGACCAACAGGCAGGCAUGUAGAUGAAUACCAAGUGUGGUAUUUGGGAUGUAUAUGGCUUUUUCUUUUCUCACCCCCUAAAUCAAACUCCAGAGUGGGAGGGGCUUUGCUUUUUUGUUUUUAGAAACAUUGUUCAUAGAUACAUAAGUCAUUCAGGGCUAAUCAGUCCUCUGAGUAUUCUGUUUCUGUUUCGAAAACAUGCUGCAGGAGAACAUGGUGAAAAAUAAUAUGCCAAACAGGACCAGCCUCCUUAACCCAAAAUUUCUCUUGAUUAAACCAGUGAUUCUCAGAUGUUGGUGCACGUGAAUCACCUAUGAAGCUUUUUAAAAAUGUGUGUGCCCAAGCCCUACGAUUAGAGAGAUUUCAGUAAAUCUGGAGUGGGGCCCAGGCAUCUGUAUUAAUUUUGAAAGCUUCCCAGUUUAUUUUAAUUACACCAAAGUUGGAGAGCCACUGCCCUAAAUCCAGAACCCAUUUAUAAUUUUUCAGGCUUUGUUUUUUUCUUUACCUAACAUGUUCCAUAAGUUUACUGUCUAGUGUAUAAAAUAAAUAUUACCUUUUUUUAAUAUUCCAUCCAGUCUUAAAUUUUAUUACUACAUUUUGGGGCAAAUUAGGGUUCAGAGUUAUCAGUUCUGUCUAUUGUAGAAAGAAUAUACAGUAAGUCCUCACUUAACGUCUUUGAUAUGUUCUUGGAACUGCAGCAAAAUGAUACAAUGAAAUGAAUUUUACCAUAGGUAAUUGAUAUAAACAAGAAUUAAAUUCCUACAGCAUUUCAUCAGUGUUAUAAUGAAAGGAUGUUGAACAAAGAAAAUGACAUUUUUCAAGGACCUGCUAUAUAAGUUGUUUUCUCAAGGAGUAACAGUUGCCUUUUGCUGGUCAUUGAUAGUUUAGAUCACUCCUUCUCC